This is a messenger RNA of Meriones unguiculatus (Mongolian gerbil), 2879 nucleotides long. It is a transcript of the gene Ryk, whose product is annotated as receptor like tyrosine kinase. Lineage: Eukaryota; Metazoa; Chordata; Mammalia; Rodentia; Muridae. The record is from RefSeq and is a predicted model, not a curated record. The transcript is spliced from 15 exons. Gene Ontology annotation, biological process: protein phosphorylation; positive regulation of kinase activity; axonogenesis. Gene Ontology annotation, molecular function: ATP binding; protein kinase activity. The coding region runs from base 139 to 1914 and encodes 591 amino acids. Gene Ontology annotation, cellular component: signaling receptor complex.
UCCCGUUCCCGGGCGGCGGGUUCUGAAGCGGCGGCGCGAUGAGCUGGCCGGCCGCCCCCGGCUCGGGGCUGUGAGGGGCUCGGGGCCGGGGUGCGCGGCGGCGCGGCGGGCGGCGGACGCUCCUGCUCGGCGGCGGCCAUGCGAGCGGGCCAGGGCGGCGUCCCGGGGAGCGGCGGCCUGAGGGCCCCGCCGCCGCCGCUGCUGCUGCUGCUGCUGGCGCUGCUGCCCGCCGCCGCCCCGCGGUCCCCGGCCCUGGCCGCCGCUCCCGCGGGGCCCAGCGUGAGCCUCUACCUGAGCGAGGACGAGGUGCGCCGGCUGCUCGGUCUUGACGCAGAACUUUAUUAUGUGAGAAAUGACCUUAUCAGUCACUACGCUCUGUCCUUUAACCUGUUAGUGCCCAGCGAGACAAACUUCCUGCACUUCACCUGGCAUGCAAAGUCCAAGGUUGAAUAUAAGCUGGGAUUCCAAGUAGACAACUUUGUGGCUAUGGGCAUGCCCCAGGUCAAUAUUUCCGCUCAAGGGGAGGUUCCACGCACUUUAUCAGUGUUUCGGGUCGAGCUUUCCUGUACCGGCAAAGUAGACUCUGAAGUUAUGAUACUAAUGCAGCUCAACCUGACAGUAAAUUCUUCCAAAAAUUUUACAGUUUUAAAUUUUAAACGAAGGAAAAUGUGCUACAAAAAACUUGAAGAAGUAAAAACUUCAGCCUUGGAUAAAAACACUAGCAGAACUAUUUAUGAUCCUGUACAUGCAGCACCAACUACUUCCACGCGUGUGUUUUACAUCAGUGUAGGGGUUUGUUGUGCAGUAAUAUUUCUUGUAGCAAUAAUAUUAGCCGUUUUGCACCUUCAUAGUAUGAAAAGGAUUGAACUGGAUGACAGCAUCAGUGCCAGCAGUAGUUCCCAGGGGCUAUCUCAGCCAUCCACCCAGACGACUCAGUAUCUGAGAGCUGACACACCCAACAAUGCAACUCCUAUCACCAGUUAUCCUACCUUGCGGAUAGAGAAGAACGACUUGAGAAGUGUCACUCUUUUGGAGGCCAAAGCCAAGGUGAAGGAUAUAGCAAUAUCCAGGGAAAGGAUAACACUGAAAGAUGUACUUCAAGAAGGUACUUUUGGGCGUAUUUUCCAUGGGAUUUUAGUAGAUGAAAAAGAUCCAAAUAAAGAAAAGCAAACAUUCGUAAAAACAGUUAAAGACCAAGCGUCUGAAGUUCAGGUGACAAUGAUGCUUACGGAGAGCUGUAAGCUGCGAGGUCUCCAUCACAGAAACCUUCUUCCUAUUACUCAUGUGUGCAUAGAAGAAGGAGAAAAGCCCAUGGUGAUAUUGCCAUACAUGAAUUGGGGAAAUCUUAAAUUGUUUCUACGACAGUGCAAAUUAGUAGAAGCCAAUAAUCCACAGGCAAUUUCCCAGCAAGACCUCGUACAUAUGGCUAUUCAGAUUGCCUGUGGGAUGAGCUACCUGGCAAGACGGGAAGUGAUCCAUAAAGACCUGGCUGCUAGGAACUGUGUCAUCGACGACACUCUUCAAGUGAAAAUCACAGACAAUGCCCUUUCCAGAGACUUGUUUCCCAUGGACUACCACUGUCUCGGGGACAAUGAGAACAGGCCUGUGAGAUGGAUGGCUCUGGAAAGUCUGGUUAAUAAUGAAUUCUCUAGCGCUAGUGAUGUGUGGGCCUUUGGGGUGACGCUGUGGGAGCUCAUGACUCUGGGCCAGACGCCCUACGUGGACAUCGACCCCUUUGAGAUGGCCGCUUACCUGAAAGAUGGUUACCGAAUAGCCCAGCCAAUCAACUGCCCCGAUGAGCUGUUUGCUGUGAUGGCCUGUUGCUGGGCCUUGGACCCAGAGGAGCGGCCUAAGUUUCAGCAGCUGGUCCAGUGCCUCACAGAGUUCCACGCUGCCCUGGGAGCCUACGUCUGAUUGCUCAGCCCCACUGCUCAGAGGAAAGUGCCUGGUGCAGAGGCUUCGCGUGUAGCGCAGUGCCUGCAGGCACACAUUUGUCUCCCAGAACACCGUGCCUUAGGAACGCCUUCAAACCUGAACUUUUAAAGACAGACUUCAUAAUGUGGAGUAUUUUUUUAGAUACCACUUUCAUUAGGUUGAACCGAAAGGGGUUUUGUAAAUGUUUUGGCCAAAAAUUUUUUAAAAUAUAGUUUCUUUGGACUAGGGGGUGCAUUCUUAAAAAAAAUAAAUAAAUAAACAGUUUUAAAAAUUAUUUAGAUACAGAUAUUUGGAAUAGCUGUCUUAAUGCCAUCUGAUUUUAUCUUUAUGUUUUACUUCAUUGAAGAAAUGUAGGUGUCUCACCUUUAAAGCUACUUUAAUGUUUUUGUCACUACUUUUGGGAACGGUUUGUCUUCAAAAUGCGGUACUUUUUGUAGGAAAAACAGGAUAAAGAGGUGUCUGGUUUGCCUUCUACAAGGAAAAUUGAAGAAAAGGUAAAGAGAGAAGGAAAUUAAAGAAUAAAAAUUAAGAAGAACAUGCUGCCCCUGCAUGGAGAAUGGCUUGUCCAGUGAGUAUGGCUCUGUUCUCCUUAGGAGAAGCAGGCCCGAGUUUGUCACAUCUUGGUUAGCUUUCCCGUGAGCUGGACGAAGCCUGGGGCUCAUUCAUGACCUUAUUUAUUUUUGCUCUCUGGGCAAGGAGGUGACACAGUUCCGGGCAGUGAACUCUCUCCACCGCUGUGGUCCCUCUGCGCACACCUGGGCUGUGCUAUGUACAGAACCAGUGCUUUGGUUGUUGUGGGUUUGGGGUUUUUUUGUUUGUUUGUUUGUUUGUUUCUGCUUUUGUUUUUUGAUUUAAAUUGGUGAUUUUUAUGCUUAUCUUCAAGGCUGGCUUAAGUAUAAAUUUGUUUUUUAAAACACUUGAAAAAUUAAAGGACUCAUUUUAUA